CCCGGACGUGUUUUUGGAACCGCAUACCUCGAUUAAGCAAGGUUUGGGGUUAAUCAACCGAAAGUUCAGGGUUUAUCUGACGGUAAGUUAACCAUGCUUUCUGGAAUACACCCCAGGUCUCCGUACAUUAAUUCGAAAGGUUUGUUUAUCCCCACGGCAUCAACGCAUAUGUUUGUGGGCGUUCUCACAAUGAUUCACUGGUUCACAGAGAUCGCCCCCAGCGGCGAACCAUAGACGUUUCGAAACAGUUAUGAAAGCCUUUUUACUGAAAUUACGUGAUUUUGGCAGUUUGAUACGCGCUCCGAACCACUGUUUCGAAACAAUUGAUUAUUCUCAAAAGUUUCGGAGCUUCACGAAGCAGUGCUUCGAAAGCGCCCCUCACUAUGUUUUCUCAAAGAUAGAAUCACGUGACAAACAAUGAUCAAUGUUCGCAGUGUUUAACAGCGAUCACAAAUCAAAGUGCUCUGCUCUGUGGAUUCUGUUCCAUGCUGCAAGUCAUGAUGAACAUCUGAUUGUCUUCAGUAACACAGAUCCCAGUGUUGAUCUGUUCAGCUGCAGGAUGUCAGAGGAGAGAGGAACGCACUCUCCGUCUGAGAAGACUCUUUCACAGAAACAGAGUGUAAGAUCAGGCACACAUGUGUCCAGCUCUGUGUCUGUGAAGAGUGACCAUUCAAAAGGUGGUGUACCGGAUUUCAGUGAGAAGAAACCAUCAGCUACUGAAAGUGUAAGAUCAAGCGCACAUGUGUCCAGCUCUGUGUCUGUGAAGAGUGACCGAUCAAAAGGUGCUGUUCCAGACUUCAGUGAUAAAGAAACAUCAUCUAACAAAAGGAUUCAACAUGAGACAUUAGCUUCAGACUUCCAGAUUCACAGGAAGCAAAACAUUUUUAAAGACAAUCUCAUGUGGAUCUUCCAGGAUCUUGAGAAGAAAAUAAUCACAUUUCUGAAAAAUGAGCUGGAAAUGUUUAAGAAAAUAUUACAAAAAGAGAACACACAAUACUUUGUGAAGGACUUUAAUAAGAGUAGAUGCAGUAUCAAAGAAGCAGCUCUUGAUCUCACACUCUGCUUCCUGAGAGAGAUGAAGCAAGAUGAAGCUGCUAAUACUCUAGAAGAUGAGCUGUUCUUCAUUCACCAACUAAAAUGUAGCCUAAAGAAGAAGUAUCAGUGUGUGUUUGAAGGAAUUGCAAAGCAAGGUGACUCUACACUUCUGAAUAACAUCUACACAGAUCUCGAUAUCACUCAGGGUUGUAGUGAACAGGUCAAUACUGAACAUGAAGUAAGACAGAUUGAAGUUGCUUCCAGACGUCAUGAAGCACAAGAGAUACAGGUUGAAUGCAAAAAUUUGUUUGAAUCAUCUGAACAAGACAAGAAGAUCAGAACUGUACUGACAAAAGGAGUUGCUGGCAUCGGAAAAUCAGUCUCUGUGCAAAAGUUUGUUCUGGAUUGGGCUGAAGGAAAAGAAAAUCAGGAUAUCAGCUUCAUAUUUCCUCUUCCAUUCAGAGAGAUGAACUUAAAGGAGAAAGAAACACAAAGCUUGAUGGGACUUCUAAAUGAGUUUUUCCCAGAAACAAAAGGACUGAAUCUUACAAGAAGGAAUCAAUUCAAAGUCCUGUUCAUCCUUGAUGGACUGGAUGAAUUUCGGCUUCCUCUAAAUUUUAAGGAUAAUGAGACGUGGUCAGAUGUAUCAUUACCUGCCUCUCUGGAUGUUCUCCUCACAAACCUUAUCAAGGGAAAUCUGCUUCCAUCUGCUUUCAUCUGGAUCACCACCAGACCAGCAGCUGCCAGUAAGAUUCCUCCUGACUGUAUGCUGACAGAGAUACGAGGAUUCAAUGAUGCACAAAAGGAGGAGUACUUCAGAAAAAGAUUCAUAGAUGAGAAUCAGGCCAAAGAAAUCAUUGAUCAUGUUAAAAAAUCUAAGAGCCUCUUUAUCAUGUGCCACAUCCCAGUCUUCUGCUGGAUUUCAGCCACUGUUCUACAGAACAUUUUGAAGGUCAAAGGAAAUGAUGUAAAAAACAUUCAGGAUGAUGAAGGAUCCAAAACACUGCAGGAAUCAAAUACUGAAGACACUCCCAAGACUCUGACACAAAUGUACACACACUUUCUCCACUUUCAGAUCCAGCAAAGCAGACGAAAGUAUGAUGGAAAAUACACACCAGAUGUUUCCUGGGAUAAAGAUGCCAUCCUUUCACUUGGAAAACUGGCAUUUCAUCAGCUGGAAAGAAACAAUUUGAUCUUCUAUGAAUCAGACCUGGAAGCCUGUGGCAUUGACGUCUAUAAAGCAUCAGUGUAUUCAGGCAUGUGUACCCAGAUCUUUAAGGAGGAAAGAGGGAUCAUUCUUGGUACCAUGUACUGCUUUGUUCACUUGAGCAUUCAAGAGUUUAUUGCAGCCCUUUAUGCACAUUUGUUUCUAGACAUCAACAACAAAAGUGUGUUUGAUCAAGACUCUGCAGAACAGGAGAACAAAAAUGGAACCAUGAUUGAUUUCCUCAAGACUGCAGUGGACAAGGCACUUGAGAGUGACAAUGGACACCUGGACCUUUUCCUUCGCUUUCUUCUCGGUCUGUCACUCCAGUACAAUCAUCGGCUCUUACAAGGUUUGUUGACACAGCAAGACAACAAUGACAAGAGCAAAAAAGAAAUCGUUCAGUACAUCAAGCAGAAAUUUGAAGCUAAUCUGUCUCCAGAGAGAUCCAUCAAUCUGUUCUACUGUCUGAAUGAACUGAACGACCAAACUCUGGUGAAAGAGAUUCAGACCCACCUUAGCAAAGGAAGUCUCUCAUCUGCUGAACUUUCACCUGUCCAGUGGUCUGCUUUGGCUUUUGUGUUGUUGACAUCAGAGGAAGAGCUGAGGGAGUUUGAGCUUCAGAAAUUCAAGAAAUCAGACGAGUGUCUCAUUAGAUUAUCAGCAGUCAUCAAAACCUCUAAAAGAGCUCUGCUAAAUGAUUGUAACUUAACAGACAAAAGCUGUUCAGCUCUGGCUACAGUUCUUGGAUCAGAUAACAAUCUGAAAGAGCUGAACAUGAACAAUAAUAAUCUGCAGGAUUCAGGAGUGAAGCAGCUCUGCACUGGACUGAAGAAUAUAAAUUGCAAAUUGGGGAUAUUGAGACUUUCAGAUUGCGGUAUCGCUGAAGAAGGGUAUAAAGCUCUGGCUUCAGCUCUGAGAUCAAACCCUUCACACCUGAUAGAGCUGGAUCUCACAGGAAAUGAUCCUGGACAAUCAGGAAUGGAGCAGCUCAAUGACUUACUACAGGAUCAAAAGUGCAAACUGAAGAGACUGAGGUUUUUGGGUCCUGCUGCAGAUGAAGCCUGUCAGUAUGUGACUGGAAUUACGGGUAAAGACCCAUUACUCCUGAGAGAGCUGAAUCUGAGUAAAUGUGAACUAGGAGACACACGAGUGAGUCAGAUCGCUGCUCUGUUGCAGGAUAAACACUGUAAAGUUAACAUGCUGACUCUGUUUGAUUGCAGUAUUACAGAGAAACAGUGUCUGAUCCUGACUUCAGCUCUGAAAUCAAACCCAUCACACCUGAGAAAGCUGGACCUCAGCGAAAAUGAGAUCAAAAACACAGGAGUGAAUCACUUGUGUGACGUAUUGAAGGAUUCACACCAUGAACUGGAGAGACUGAGGCUAAGAUGGUGUGAAAUGACAGAUGAAGGUUGUUCUGCUCUGAAAUCAAACCCAUCACACCUGAGAGAGCUGAACCUGAGCGGAAAUCAACUAGGAGACUCUGCAGUGACAUACCUCAGUGAUCUACUGAUGAACCCACAAUGCAAGCUGGAGAAACUAGAUCUGUGUGAAUGCAGUAUUACAGAGAAGCAGUGUCUCAUCCUGACUUCAGCUCUGAAAUCAAACCCAUCACACCUGAGAGAACUGGACCUGAGCUGGAAUAAACUAGGAGACUCUGGAGUGAAAAACCUCAGUGAUCUACUGAUGAACCCACAAUGCAAACUGGAAAAACUACAUCUGUGUCUCUGCAGUAUUACAGAGAAACAGUGUCUCAUCCUCACUUCAGCUCUGAAAUCAAACCCAUCACUCCUGAGAGAACUGGACCUGAGUGGGAAUCAAAUAAAAAACACAGGAGUGAAUCACUUAUGUGACGUACUGAAGGAUUCACACUGUAAACUGGAGAGAUUGAGUCUAUAUGACUGUGGCAUUACAGAUGUUUCUUCUUUAACUCAGUCUUUGACAAACACAAAAACACUGCAGUUUUUAAAACAGCUGAAUCUGAGUAUCAAUAUGAUAGGAGACUCAAAGCAGAAGCUCAUUGAUGUGCUACGAGCCACACACUGUAAACUGAGACUAGACCAUGAGCAGACUCCAAACCCCACUGGUGGAUGGUUUGCAUCCUGGUUCAAUUCUUGGAUAUCAUGACUCGUCAUUAUCAGAUGAAGGAUCUUCAUAAGAGCCUCACAAUAGUACUGUAUCUAUGAAGAUAAUAAAUAUGAUGUUGUGAAAAGUCUCAGUUAGUCCAGCAUAGUACAUGUAGCUAGAUUUUUUUUUUUUUUUUUUUUUUUUUUUAAAUAGAUAGAAUAGGUAAGUGUUAGUAUUAGUUGGUCAGGUGCUUGCGAAAAAGAUGUCUUUAGAUGAUUUUUGAAAAUGGCUAAAGACUGAGAUCGGGAGGUCAUUCCACCAGCUGGGCACAGUCCAGGAAAAGGUCCGUGAGAGAGAUUUGGUAUCUCUUUGUGAUGGCACCACAAGGCAUUGUUCACUUGCUUCUGGAGGGUGCAUAAGUUUGAACUAGUGAGUUUAGAUAUAUUGGUGCAGCGCUAGUUGUUGUCUUGUAGGUAAACAUUAGUACCUUGAAUUUGAUGCGAGCGGCUAUUGGUAGCCAGUGUAACCUGAUGAAGAGAGGGGUAACGUGAGCUUUCUUCGGUUCAUUAAAGACCACUCUGGCUGCUGCAUUCUGGAUCAGUUGCAGAGGCUUGAUAGUACUUGCGGGAAGGCCUGCUAAGAGCGCAUUACAAUAGUCCAGUCUGGAGAGAACAAGAGCUUGGACAAGGAGUUGUGUGGCUUGCUCUGACAGGAAGGGUCUAAUCUUCCUAAUGUUGUAUAAGGCAAAUCUGCAGGACCGGGCCGUUGUAGCAAUACGGUCUGUGAAGCUUAACUGAUCAUCGAUCACAACUCCAAGGUUCCUGGCUGUCCUGGAAAGAGUUAUGGUUGACGAACCCAGCUGUAUAGAGAAGUCGUGGUGAAGUGAUGGAUUGGCUGAGACCACGAGCAGUUCUGUCUUGGCAAGGUUGAGCUGAAGGUGAUGGUCUUUCAUCCAGCUAGAAAUGUCACUCAGACAGGCUGCAAUGCGAGCAGCUACCGUUGGAUCAUCUGGUUGGAAUGAGAAGUAGAGUUGAGUGUCAUCAGCAUAGCAGUGAUAAGAAAAACCAUGUUUCUGAAUGACCGAUCCUAAUGACAACAUGUAGAUGGAGAAGAGAAGUGGUCCAAGCACUGAGCCUUGAGGAACCCCAGUAGCAAGAAGUUAUGACUUUGAAACCUCACCCCUCCAAGACACCCUGAAGGACCUAUCUGAGAGGUAAGACUCAAACCACAGGAGCGCGGUUCCUGAGAUGCCCAUCUUUCUGAGAGUGGACAGGAGGAUCUGACAGUUAACUGUGUCAAAAGCAGCAGACAGGUCCAGUAAGAUGAGUACAGAGGAUUUGGAAGCCGCUCUUGCCAGUCUCAGGGCCUCUGUAACCGAGAGUAGGGCUCUCAGUAGAGUGGCCGCUUCUGAAGCCAGAUUGGUGGUUGUCCAGAAGAUUGUUCUGUGCAAGAAACAAAGAGAGUUGGUUGAACACAACUCGCUCAAGUGUCUUUGCAAUGAAUGGAAGAAGGGAUACCGGUCUGUAGUGUUCUAAAAGUGCUGGAUUUAGAGAGGGUUUUUUAAGCAGUGGUGUUACCCGAGCCUGCUUAAAUGCUGUGGGAAAUGUACCAGUGUGAAGAGAGGUGUUGAUAAUGUGAGUAAGCGCAGGUAUGUCUGAAGAAGAAAUGGCCUGAAGGAGGUGAGUGGGGAUAGGAUCUAGUGGACAAGUAGUGGGGUGAUUGGAAAGGAAGACCUUUGUUCAUCUUCGGAACAUAAAUCAAGAUAUGUUUGAUGAGCUUUUGAGUUUGAGAAUUUGAGAGUUUCCUGACCCUCCAUAGACAACAACGUAACUGAAAUGAUCCGAGAGUACCACGACACGUGUGUGCGUUCCUCUGAACGUAAACAAGGCCACAGCGCAUGCGUUGCAGAGGAACACAGAGGAACAUUCAGAGGAACGCACACGCAUGCAUCGUGGUACUCUCAGUAAAGGUUGAGGAUGUGAUUCGAAGGAGAAGAAUUGUUGAAUAAAGUCUUUAUUAUUGUUUUCUUUGCGCACAAAAUGUAUUUGUUAAAGCUUCGUAAAAUUAUGGUUGAACCACUGAUGUCAUAUGGACUGUUUUACCGAUGUCCUUUCUACCUUUCUGGACCUGGGAACAUUGCAGUUAUAUUGCUGUCUAUGGGAAGGUCAGAGAGCUUACUGUCUUACUGGUUUGUAACGACAUGAAAGUGAAUAAUUAAUGACAGAAUUUUCCUUUUUGGGUGAACUAUCCCUUUAACUAUAAAUAUUUUUAUCUUUAAAUAUUUGCACAUACUCCUGCUCUUGUGUACCAUAAAACGACAGACUACAUGCACACCUUUGCUAGCAGCAAGUUGAUUGUGAUAAAGCUAAAACUUACUAAGAGGAAACUCAUUACAGUGCAGUGAUGCAGGGAAAGAUGCAAUAUAGAAGAAAAUUGGCCUAAAAAUAACAGCAGCAUUUUCCCAGUACUGUCAAAACUGACCUGUAGUUUAGGAGCAUUGCACUGAAACCAUCAGCUGUCGAUGAUGUUCUCUUCCUUCACAACUCAAAAUAAAAAAGAUGUAUUUGUCCCAUAAAAAUGAAAAUCUAAUAUAAAAGUAAAAUGAAUCACUGAUGUUUCAAUGUUGUCAUCCAAAUCAGAGCCAGUGUUGUUAUUAAUAUUAAGGAAUCCAUUCUCUCAUUUGAUGGUUAAAAAAAAUGAAAUUGGAAAUGACAUCACAGAGAGGAUCCCUGUAAACCAUUAAGACUGUCAACCUUUUUAAGAACAGGCACGUUUUGUUGAAAAAAUAAAAAAUAAAUGUUUGACAUGAUUAAUUUAUGUAACUAUUGUUUGUGCUCUCUGUUUGUAUUUUCUAGGAAAGUAGAUCAAAGUUUAAGUUAAGUGAAUCUAAGUUGAACCUGUGUCCCAGUGAGUCAACAGCUCUUCCAUGUCCUGAAUGCACAUUUGUUUAAAACUAGAUUUUUAAAGGAUUUCUGCUUUUGUCCUCUCUGUCAUCCUUAUUUGUCAUUGACUCAAACACUUUUACUCCCAACCUACACUUAUAUAUUUUGUACAUAAUGUAUUAAAAUAUUUUAAUUAAAUAUUAAGCAGAAAUGUCAAAUGCCAGCUAAUAAAUAUUUUGCUGUUAACAGAGACUUGAUAUGUUUUGAUCAGGUCAGUUGUGUUUGGUAUUCAUUUGAGAGCUUCAAUACAAGUUUGAAUUAAAGACUA
This is a messenger RNA of Onychostoma macrolepis, 7516 nucleotides long. RefSeq names its product NACHT, LRR and PYD domains-containing protein 3-like. The record is from RefSeq and is a predicted model, not a curated record. Gene Ontology annotation, molecular function: protein binding. NCBI's taxonomy places the organism in Eukaryota, Metazoa, Chordata, Actinopteri, Cypriniformes, Cyprinidae.